Messenger RNA from Oreochromis aureus, 2626 nucleotides. RefSeq lists its product as uncharacterized. Gene Ontology annotation, cellular component: cytoplasm. The record is from RefSeq and is a predicted model, not a curated record. The transcript is spliced from 20 exons. Gene Ontology annotation, biological process: proteolysis. The coding region runs from base 17 to 2125 and encodes 702 amino acids. Gene Ontology annotation, molecular function: calcium-dependent cysteine-type endopeptidase activity; calcium ion binding. NCBI's taxonomy places the organism in Eukaryota, Metazoa, Chordata, Actinopteri, Cichliformes, Cichlidae.
GUCGGUCAUAUUCCUCAUGAGAAAGUCUGUGAGUGUAUCGUCUGCGGGCUCCCUGCCGCCGCUGGAGGACGACGUGGACUCGGUGUGCUCCGACGAGCUGCUGGGCUCGCAGUCCCGCCGCUGGCUGGCGGACAUUCUGAGCGGGGGCAUGCCGCCGGAAAGCGGAGACGUGACCCCGGUGGGCCGGGACGGGCUGUUCGUGGACUUUCACUUCCCCGUGGGAGAGCUGGAGAUGCAGCCCGGGGUGAAGUGGAAGCGACCAAAGGAACUCUGUCCAUCACCUCAGUUCAUAGUAGAUGGAGCAACGAGGCUGGAUGUUCACCAGGGGAAACUCAGUGACUGCUGGUUACUUUCGGCUAUAGCGUCUCUCUCCAUGUAUCAAUCGCUCCUCAAGAAGGUUGUGCCUCUGAGCCAGAGCUUCCAGGACGGAUACAAUGGUUGCUUCACCUUCAGGUUCUGGCAGUACGGUCAGUGGGAGGACGUACAGAUCGAUGACCUGCUGCCCACUGUGGACAACAAUCUGAUCUUCCUCAGCUCCCCAGAAAAACAAGAGUUCUGGAGCGCCCUGCUGGAGAAAGCCUACGCCAAGUUGAAGGGUGGCUACCGAGCUCUGGACAUGGGCUUCCCUCAUGAGGCCAUGGUGGAUAUGACGGGCGGGGUGACGGAGGUUUUACAGGUGGCCUCACUUCCCAGAGACCUGCCGACCUUCCUGAGACACCUGCUGGUUAGAGGAGCACUCAUCAACUGUGCCAACUGCCAGGGUCCUCUGGAACGGAGGAAUGAACUGGGGAUCAUGUUUAGACAUGCCUAUGCUCUGACUGCAGUGGAAAAGGUGAGGACGACACACGGCACAGAAUAUUUGGUGCGAAUCCUCAAUCCUUGGGGCAACACAGAGUGGGAGGGGCCCUGGAGUGACUUCAAAGGUUCAGAGUGGAACACGGUGAGCGUCGAGGAGCAGAAACGACUCGGCAGAGUCAGACAGGAGGACGGAGAGUUCUGGAUGUCGGUGUCAGACUUCCGACAGAACUUCGAGGUGAUGGAGGUUUGUCACCUGACCGAGGCUCUCGGUGAACCAGGCUCCAGCAUGCAGCUGUGGAGCUGCAUUAUGCAUCAUGGCAACUGGGUGCCGAAUAUCACAGCAGGAGGCUCUCCUCAAGGCGGUUGGUUCUAUCAGAACCCGCAGUUCUACUUUGUUCUGUCGAAGGCGGACCAAAACCCCGACAGCGCUCAGAAGACCUGCUCCUUCGUUUUGGCUCUGAUGCAGAAGCACCAGAGACGAAGAGGCAUUAAUCUAGCCAUCGCCCUUCACGUAUACCCGGCUCAUCCUAAGAAUACGUACCUGUCCCGCGAGGACCUGAGCGUGAGCCGCCCAGUCCUCUACAGCCCCCAGUACGUCGCACGGCGGGAGAUUGUUCUUCGCGGCUCCCUCCCACCAGGUUCCUACAUCAUCAUCCCAUCCACCGCAGAGACCAAUCAGCAGGGAGCCUUCCUCCUGCGGGUGCUGAUGGAGCAGGGCAACAAUGCCACACCAGCUCAAAAACCAGUAACAGAAGACAUUGCAUCAGUAACAGAGCUUUCGUUUCCUCACCAAGCUGCCCUUCCUUCACCUCAGGCCAUCAGACAGCUUUUUAAGAAACACUGCAACAAGAAGGAACUUUGCAAACCACUGCACCUCUACAACCUUCUGACUGAGGCCAUUCAGGGAGGAGUGCUGGCAGGAAGUGAGAAGUACUUGGCUUUGGAGCACUGCAAGAGCCUGGUGGUCCUCAUGGAUAGCCAAGGCAUCGCUCAGCUAAACUGGCCCGAGUUCCAGAGUCUGUGGGACAAGAUCAGGAGGUGGACGGAUAUCUUCCUCAUGCAUGACAAGAACAAAACUCAGCGCCUCGAGUAUCAGGAGGUCAUGCCCUCGCUGAAAGCAGCAGGCAUCAGGGUGGACGAGUUGGUGAUGCAGCUGGUUGGACUGAGAUACACGGAGCCGGACAUGACCAUCAGUUACCCCGGCUUCCUGUACCUGCUGAUGAAACUGGAGAGCAUGAUCCACAAAUUUCAAGCGUACGACAUGAUGGGAAUGGGAACGGUAACCAUCAGCUACAGACAGUGGCUCCACAUGACCAUGUACAACUGAACUGAACCGCUCUACCCAGACACCCUCGCCUGCAUCACGUCAGCUUUUUUUCAUGAUUGUAAAGUUUUGUGUUAUUUUGUGCCAAAUGCAUUAAAGUCAAUGAUUAUUGCACAAAUAGAAAAAUAUCACAAACAGAAAAGAGAAUAUUUCUGAAGCUGUUUUUCUUUCCUCACACACUCAAACAAUGGCGAUGGAAACGACCUUAAGAACUCUCUUGAGUCACGCAAACAGCCCGGGUCAAAGGUCAAGGCAGGAUGUGCUGCUGUGAGGAAGUUUAUGAUGAAACUUCAGUGACUUCACCUUCAUUGUCCUCUCAGUCUGACAUCAUUUCUCUCCUGCCUCUAAAUUAGAGCCAAUAAACACAGAGCCCCGCUGGUUUUAACAGACUUUUAAUUUGUUCAGUACCAAAGAAGACUGUGCAGGCGUCCUGCAUGAGUGCGUGUCCUAACCCCGAUCAUCAUACGUAGAAUAAUCAAUAAAGUAUACUGUCCUCCUGAUCAA